Messenger RNA from Sitophilus oryzae (rice weevil), 459 nucleotides. Its product is annotated as protein GVQW3-like. NCBI's taxonomy places the organism in Eukaryota, Metazoa, Arthropoda, Insecta, Coleoptera, Curculionidae. The coding region runs from base 1 to 459 and encodes 152 amino acids. The transcript has a single exon. The record is from RefSeq and is a predicted model, not a curated record.
AUGGACAAAAUCGGGUAUCGAGCUGUCAUUAAAUAUCUGGUUUUGAAAGGCAAUACGCCUACACAAAUUAAACAUGAGUUGGAUUCUAUGUAUGGGGACUCUGCACCAUCAUUUACCACAGUGAAAUUUUGGGCAGCUGAAUUUAAACGUGACCGUAAGAGCUUGGGAGACGAUGAACGUUCGGGACGUCCAAAAACUGCAACUACGGACGAUAACAUCGCCAAAGUUCACCAAAUGGUGCUAGACGACCGCCGAAUUAAAGUGAGAGAGAUAACAGAGAUUAUGAACAUAUCAAAAGAACGUGUUUGUCACAUAUUAGGCAUGAGAAAGCUGUCCGCGCGUUGGGUGCCGCGUUUGCUCACGUUAGACCAAAAGCGUGUUGGUAUGAACAUUUCCGGCCAUUUUUACGGAAAAACGGCCUCAUUUACAGAAAAAGAAAAUCCUGUUUCACCAAGAUAA